AUGCCCUCCUCGGUAACCAAGCACACCAUCCCACCCUUCUAUGCCUGCUACUUUCUACGCUCGCUCUCCUCGCCCGGCAUCACCUACAUCGGCUCAACACCCGCGCCACCUCGUCGCAAACGUCAGCACAAUGGCGAUCUCACCCAGGGCGCAUACAAAACAGCGCGGUCUCGUCCCUGGGAGAUGGAAUGCAUCGUCUAUGGCUUCUCGUCCAAGAUUGCCGCACUUCAAUUUGAAUGGGCGUGGGCCAAACCACAUCUUUCCCGCCACCUCAAGUUCCUUUCUACAGAGUACUCCGCCAAAGGGACCACCACCGACACUUCCGCCUGCGCUGGUAUGGCGUUGUUCCCGUCCUCCAGCAUGACGCCGGGCCUCACACGAUCCGGCAGACCGAAACGGAGGAUCGCAAGGCCACCGUCGACCCCAAACGCUCGUCUUCUGGCUAUGCGUGCUCUCCUUCGCUCCGAACCGUUCUGUGGAUGGGGUCUCAAGCUCGCCUUCUUCACCGAAUGGAGCUGGCUGGCAUUUCAGAGGCUUGAAGCCGCUCCAACCGCUUCGACAAGCCAGACAGCCCCAGUGACGAUGCAAUGGAACAGAUACAGUCGAUCAGGUAAGCCGCUGCACCCACUCUACCCGGUAGCAGUCUGCGACUUUGCCGGCGUCGAUGGCAAACGCACUCCGCUCGUCCAUGUGUCCGCUCAACACCGACUGGGAGCUGGCGUCGCCGACCAACCCGUCAAGAAGAGGCAGGCUCCCAGUAAGAAGCAGGCGGAUGAUCAGGAGACUCCACAGUGGCCGGAAACGCUGCCGAGGAUAGCCAACUUGAAGGGACUCGAUGCGUGCGUGCACGACUUUGACGCUUUCCCAUCGCCACGACCUGUUGCUUCGAGCACCGACUUGACGAAGAAGGCAAAACGCGCGAAGAAGGCGAUGCAUGAGGCUGCGAUGGGCCAGUCUGCUGUCGAGGACGAAGAGGCAGAGAACGAGGUGGAUGGCGAGGAUGCGGAUCUGGUUGCGGUGGAUGCAGCAGCACAAGUGUCUGCUCAGCCAGGGUCGGCAUCAACGCGGGUUCUUCACAGGUUGAGAUACGACGAUCUCGACGUGGAAGAAAGCGAGUGGAAGCGAUUUGAGACUUCGAUCGCCGCACACUUUGGCUCGGUCGAUGCAAUCCAGGCAACGAGCGACUUUAUGCAGACUUGCGUGCAGCGGCACAUCGCAGCACACGACGCACGUACGGCAGACAAAGCCGUUGCAGCACCCACCGCCCCCUGCGGCCUCUGCCACGAGCAGAUCGAUCUCAGCCGCCAGCUCGACUUUGCGUUGUGCCCCAGUCCUCAUCCAAGCACAUUGCCGAUCAUCUCGAGUGCGUCCUCAAGCACGACCGCCGCGGGCCCGAACUCUAUCGGUGACAGCGAUGGUGACUGCACGUCGAUCUUCCAUCUCUCCUGCUUGGCCCAGUCCUUUCUGGAGCAACAAAGCGGGGACAGCAGUAGCACGAGCACCGUGCUCCCCACACACGGAGCGUGUCCCGGUCACAAGGGCGAGAACAAGCAGGUGGCCACGUGGGCCGACGUGAUCAGAGCAAUGUAUCGCAGGCACGAGCGAUUCGAACGUUUGCUUCAUUUUCUCGUUCGGUCUGGUCGGACCUACGCAGAGCAUCUCCUUCCUCCGCCGGAGAUCGAGGCGAGGUCCAAACCUGGCAAAGCGAAGAGCAGAGCAAAGGCACCCAUCGCCGACGCUGCUAUCAACCAAGCUGACAGCGGAGCAAAGGAAGCGGACGUGGAUCAGAAGGCGAAGAAAGCAAAGCCGUCGGUGGUGAGGAAGCGCAGACAGGCUGCGGCUAGCAAUGUCGUUGCGGAAGGGGCUGUUUCCUCCGUUUCCGACGUGUCCGGGGUAGAUGACGUCGGAGCAAAGAUGGAUACAACGAGGAAAGCCUCACGGAAAGCGACAGUGGUAGCGUCGAGCGAUGUGAUCGACCUCACCUGA
Molecule: messenger RNA, 1986 nt
Organism: Sporisorium graminicola
Lineage: Eukaryota; Fungi; Basidiomycota; Ustilaginomycetes; Ustilaginales; Ustilaginaceae
Exons: 1
Coding region: 1-1986 (661 amino acids)
Biological process (GO): double-strand break repair via homologous recombination
Cellular component (GO): Slx1-Slx4 complex
Molecular function (GO): crossover junction DNA endonuclease activity; 5'-flap endonuclease activity
Source: RefSeq, a predicted model, not a curated record